UAAAUCAACUUUUACACUUGAUUGGCUAUCUCGAUCUCUUUCGACCAAUCGUAUUUCAUUAUUUCGUUUGUUUCACUCCGCUGGACAAGGUUCUGUUCUUUGACUUGGAUUUUUGAUGACAUAUUUGGAAAAUAUACCAAAUAUAUAAGUUUUUAUAGUUUUAUGGAUUUAAAUGGUGCUGCAAAAAGCCACGAAACCUUGGAAAUGGCUUGUCUAAAGGAAGGCUUUUUAUAAACGCAGAAUGCAAAAUGAGUUUGUUACCGUUAAACGACCGAAAUCUCGCUAGGAACGAAGAUGAAAGUAUUGAUCAAAUUGAUGACUGCAAGAACGAAGAUGUUUCCGAUAUUUUCGAGUGCUUGACACUGGAUUUCAGCCCGUAUGAAACGGUACAUAGAUGGAAACGAAUGCCAGCUUGUGAUGAGUUUGUAGGAGCGAGACGCAGCAAACAUACAAUGGUUGCUUACAAUAAUGCUCUGUAUGUUUUUGGUGGCGAUGACGGGAAACGAAUGCUGAAUGAUUUGUUACGUUUUGAUGCAAAGGACUGCUCAUGGGGAAGAGUGGUAACCACAGGCAACCCUCCAGCACCAAGAUACAACCAUUCUGCUGUUGUUUAUGGCACCAGCAUGUUUGUUUUUGGUGGUUUCACCGGUGAUAUAAACUCGAAUUCGAAUCUUCUAAACAGAAAUGAUCUUUAUAAGUUCAAGUUUACGAAUGGUCAUUGGUGUCAUUGGCCAGUCGAAGGAAGGGUGCCUCCAGCGCGCUCAGCCCAUGGUGCGGCUGUUCACGAUCACAAGUUGUGGGUGUUUGCGGGCUAUGAUGGCAGUAAGAGGCUCAAUGACAUGUGGGUGUUGGAUUUAACAAGUCUUGAUACUGCCUUAUGGCAAGAAGUUCGUCAGAUUGGCGAGGGUCCACCGACAUGUUGCAACUUUCCCGUGACCAUCGCAAGGGACACCAUGUUUGUUUUUUCUGGGCAAAGCGGAGCGAAGAUCACGAACGAUCUCUUUCAGUUUCACUUUGACACAAGGCAGUGGCGACGCAUAUCCAAUGCUCACAUUUUACGUGGAUCUCCACCCUCACCACAACGUCGGUAUGGUCAUACUAUGGUUGCACACGAGUCCUAUCUCUACGUGUUUGGAGGAACUGCUGAUAAUAUCCUUCCAAAUGAUCUGUACUGUUACGAUCUUGACGACCAGACGUGGCAUGUUGUUGAAGUCUCAGAGGACAGUCAGGUUCCGCAUGGCAGAUUAUUCCAUGCUGCUGACGUCAUUGAUGACGCAAUGUAUGUGUUUGGUGGAACUCUAGACAACAACAUUCGAAAUGGAGAAAUGUAUAGAUUUCAAUUUUCUAGCUACCCAAGGUGCACUUUGCGAGAUGAUUUUGGAAGGCUGCUUGAUAGCAAACAAUUUUGUGAUCUCACGUUUGUCGUAGGAAAGGACGAGAAUGAAAUCGACGCUCACACCACUGUUGUGGCGUGUCGUUCAAGAUGGCUUAAGAACAAGAUUGAACAAGUGAAAAAGAUUGAGGUUAAUUCAUCCAUUGCUGUGGAAGAAAAACUCAAGAUAACUAUUGAUGAUGUCCAACCAGAAGCUUUCUCGAUCGCGUUGAGAUUCAUGUACACGGACUCCAUAUACGCUCUUGUCAAAGACGUCCCUGAACUUGAAGUAAUUCGUAUCAUUAUGGAUGUUUAUUGUGUCGCCUUAAAGCUUGAGCUGGGCAGACUUGAGCAAAUCUGUGUCCAAUAUAUUGAAACUUCUGUAAACCAAAGUAAUGUUUUGAUGGCAUUAGAUUGUGCAUCGCGUUUAGAACUGGCCGCAUUGAAGGAUUAUUGUCUUCGUUUUAUCGUACGUGGUUCAAACUUCAAGACGAUCAUAAUGACCCAACAGUUUGAAACGCUACCGACCCCCCUGAUGGUUGAAAUUGUGCGACGUCUCCAUUUUCCUGUCGCAACAGUACCUGAACCUCAUCAACUUACAGUCCAUUCAGUGUCUUCUCUGGAAGAUGAUUUGAAGUCAUUUUGGCAUGAAUCAAGUGACGGUAAUCUGUGUGAUAUUACAAUGAUGGUGGGAGAUACCCACAUCAGAGCUCACAAGGCAAUUCUUACAGCACGAUGUAGUUACUUUGAAGCUAUGUUUAGAUCCUUUAUGCCUGAUGCUGGGCUCGUCAGGAUCACAAUUGGUGAUACGAUUCCAUCUCUUCAAUCCUUCCACUCUCUGCUCAGAUACAUUUAUUAUGGUGACGUGAAAAUGCCUCCUGAAGAUUCUCUAUAUCUUUUGUCUGCGCCAUAUUUCUUCGGUUUUACCAACAACAGGCUCCAGGCAAUUUGUAAAAGCAACUUAGAAAUGAAUGUCUCUUUCAAAAAUGUCGUGGAGGUUUUAGAAGCAGCAGACAAGAUUGGUGCGACAGAAAUGAAAAAGCAUGCUCUCACAUUGAUUGCACAAGACUUUCCAAAAGUAACAGAAUCGCGCAGCAUCUCAAAGCUAAGUCGUGAUUUACUGCUGGAUAUAUUGUACACACUGGCAGAGCAGAAGAAAAAUUAGGAGAAUUUAUACCUGAGGCACGAUUAGAAAAACAAGGAGUACACUUAGUCGACUCAUCCCACAGAUUAAAACGGCGAAGUUCAGGUUCAUGUUCAUUCAGUAAUCGGCCAAUUUCGUUCUGCUUUCUCCCCCCCCCCGGGCUGUACGAAAGUUGCUUGAAAAUACUGUUGAUAAAACAAUAAUCAUUGAUUUUGGGCAGGUACUGAUCUGGGGCUAUCACUAAAGAGACUAAAAGUGAAACACAAGCAAAUCUUUAAACACAAACAACUUUUCAAACUAACCAAUAGCAUUUGGAAAAUUAGACUAACUCUUGAAUCAAUCGUGUAAACGAAUUGUAAUUCAACCCAUAGUUAGCAUCAGUUGAUCUGAUGUCUGUUGUAAAAAAUACUUUUUAUUUUAUAAACGUAACAAAUUUAUCUCGGCAAU
Messenger RNA from Dendronephthya gigantea, 2963 nucleotides. RefSeq names its product leucine-zipper-like transcriptional regulator 1. The record is from RefSeq and is a predicted model, not a curated record. NCBI's taxonomy places the organism in Eukaryota, Metazoa, Cnidaria, Anthozoa, Malacalcyonacea, Nephtheidae. Bases 249 to 2537 code for a protein of 762 amino acids. Gene Ontology annotation, cellular component: Golgi apparatus. Gene Ontology annotation, molecular function: protein binding. The transcript is spliced from 26 exons.